AUGUCGGGAAAUCCCUCAGACCCUCCCCUGGGAACCCCUAAAUCUCCCCCAACAACGAGCCCUCCUCAAGCGGCCGGCAACGGAAAGCCAAAGAAACCUCCUGCUCGAAACGGAGCUGGGCAGCCUCCCAAGGGUUGGGACUCUCUUCGGGACCCGGAGCUCGAUAAGAAAAAUGAUGUUGAGCUCUCUAAGAGCAAAGAAUGA
This is a messenger RNA of Exophiala oligosperma, 204 nucleotides long. RefSeq lists its product as uncharacterized. Lineage: Eukaryota; Fungi; Ascomycota; Eurotiomycetes; Chaetothyriales; Herpotrichiellaceae. The record is from RefSeq and is a predicted model, not a curated record. Bases 1 to 204 code for a protein of 67 amino acids. The transcript has a single exon.